Molecule: messenger RNA, 766 nt
Organism: Fundulus heteroclitus (mummichog)
Lineage: Eukaryota; Metazoa; Chordata; Actinopteri; Cyprinodontiformes; Fundulidae
Gene: ak1
Product: adenylate kinase 1
Exons: 7
Coding region: 166-747 (193 amino acids)
Biological process (GO): ATP metabolic process; nucleoside triphosphate biosynthetic process
Cellular component (GO): cytosol; cytoplasm
Molecular function (GO): nucleoside diphosphate kinase activity; ATP binding; AMP kinase activity
Source: RefSeq, a predicted model, not a curated record
AGCUAUAAAAAGGCAUCAAAUGGGGGAGGGAGGGCUGCCGUGCAGCAGGAACUGUGCAGACGUACGCACACAGGGAUCCAGGGAAAGGCAGCCCCCUUUGCAGAGGGAAUCUAAAGCCACAGCGCGGGAGAGAGCUAAGGAUAAACACCCCACAGAGGCAACACGAUGGCAGACAAAAUCAAGGAUGCCAAAAUCAUCUUUGUAGUGGGUGGGCCUGGCUCUGGAAAGGGCACCCAGUGUGAGAAGAUAGUUGCAAAGUAUGGUUACACCCACUUGUCGUCUGGAGAUCUGCUGCGAGCUGAGGUGGCCUCCGGCUCUGACAGGGGCAAGCAACUCCAGGCCAUCAUGCAGAAAGGGGAGCUCGUACCCCUGGACACGGUCUUGGACAUGAUUAAGGAUGCCAUGAUCGCCAAGGCCGACGUCUCCAAGGGCUUUCUCAUUGACGGCUAUCCUCGCGAGGUCAAGCAGGGAGAGGAGUUUGAGAAGAAGAUCGGGAAACCCUGCCUGCUGCUGUACGUCGACGCAAAGGCAGAAACCAUGGUCAAGAGGCUCUUGAAGCGUGGCGAGACCAGCGGCCGCUCCGACGACAACGAGGAGACCAUCAAGAAGCGCCUGGACCUGUAUUACAAAGCAACCGAGCCAGUCAUCGCGUUCUACGAGAGCCGUGGCAUUGUCAGGAAGGUGGACUCUGAGCUGUCGGUGGAUGACGUCUUCGCCCAGGUCUCCAAGGCUAUUGAUGCACUGUAGUAAAGCAGCGUAACUGGAU